Molecule: messenger RNA, 1451 nt
Organism: Daphnia carinata
Lineage: Eukaryota; Metazoa; Arthropoda; Branchiopoda; Diplostraca; Daphniidae
Exons: 3
Coding region: 337-993 (218 amino acids)
Source: RefSeq, a predicted model, not a curated record
GGCUAGUCAACAACAACGUCAUGACAGAGAGUCGUGCUAAUUUUAGUCCAUCUGAGUUUGCUGUACGUCCCAAAGAAGGCUUACAUCUUGAAAUAGUUAUAUUUACUUAGUGGUGGGAGCUCAGAGUGUGUUUUAAUUGCGAAAAUCCCCUUAGCCUUGAGAAAUUCUUGGCAGCCCAGACCUGUCACACAUGACGUCACAUACGGAACAUAAACAUACUUAUCUAAUUCUUGUGCGUUUUGUUCUUCUACUCCAGUCAUUUGUUGCUACCUGGUGAAUCCUGCACUGUUCAAACUACAUCUCUACAGAAAGAAAAAUUAGAAGAAUUUCCCAAUCAUGUUGAGCCAACUGAAGAGUUACUUAUUUGGGGCCGCCGAUGAGGCAGCAUUAGAAGGAGCCGCCGUAGGGGAUUGCACCAGUAAUAACGGCGCAGAAGACGAUUGGGUCCUCGUCGAUACUCAAGAAGUUAUUGGAGAUGUAGAUUGUGAUGAUGAAACAGCCAUGGGACUGGAAGAAUCCUGGAUUGUGACACAGGAAGUAAUGAAAGCUGUUGUGAAGCCACCGUUGGGUAGAAACAAGGGUUACGGACGUAGAAACCGUCAACCCAAAGGGACCAAGCCCCGCAGAUGGAAGGGGCCGAAAAGCAACGGACAAGCAUCAGUGAAGCCCGUCCAAGCCUUGAUGGAGGAUAACGAGAGCACUAGCUCUUCCAUCGCCAUUGUGCCAAGCCCGGAACCGAUGGUACGUCCGGCAGCCUCUCCCGUAACCGCGUCAACUGUUCUCGCUGCUUCUAGUGAUGCGAAACAAAUGGCGACAAUCGCUUCCGCACGAAUUGCGAAACAAAAAGCGGACAAGAACUUGUUGUCACGCAAGAACUUGCUUCGGGGCAAUAAGACGAUGAUGGCUGCUGCGGGACGCAACAACCGACGCAGCCAAUUGAUUGGCAGCCGCCUUUGCGGAUCCAACAACAACCGCAAGAGCCACCAAUAUUAAAGAAACCUAUUCUCUUCUUCUAUUUGGCACAUGCUUCUUUUAAUUGUUUACUACAAUACUGACGUCCUCUUGAUUCGAGGGAUUCUAGCAGCCCUCUUCGUCCUCGCCCAAACCAAAAUUUCCCCCUCGUCUUGUCCCUUUUAUGAAUUAUCAGUUAGUUGCAUUGUAUGGUGGAUCUCUUGUCUGUGUGCGUGUUUCUGCGUGUACGUCACCGCGUAAUCAGACUAACGCGUUCAACUAAUCCGCCGAUAAUUCAACCACGAAAUUAUCUUCAUCAAACACCUUUGCCCCCCUUCGUCGACAAAUUUGUUUGUCUUAAGGGCUGUCUUUUCAACAAAAAAUUUCUCUUUCGAUCUAACACUUGACAAACAAAAUGUUGAUUUAUUUUUGAGUUUAUAUUUUCUUUUGCGCAAAAUAUUUUUCAGUUGAAGAAUCAAAUUUACAAAAAUUCAUCUGUA